Molecule: messenger RNA, 795 nt
Organism: Adineta ricciae
Lineage: Eukaryota; Metazoa; Rotifera; Eurotatoria; Adinetida; Adinetidae
Source: the annotation of a GenBank genome assembly
AUGCAAUCGAUUAUACCAAAUCAUCAAUUAACACCAGGCGUCUUUCUUUGGUAUGACGGACUGCAAUGCCUAUACAGCACGACACACCUCGAACCACAAGUUAAACUCCAGCCAGAUGGUCAAUAUCGAUUAAAUAUCAAAUUAUGCGUUAAUCGAUGGUCGACAAAAGAUAUAAAUGAUUUCGUAAAUGGCAAAACACGAAUAUAUCCACACGAUGCUGUACGUGUCAUUGAAAUCCUUUUGAAACGUGCCAUUCAAGUCGUGAAAAACAAAUGUUAUUUUCUUGCUAAACCGCGAGUUGAACUUCAUAAUGGUUUUGAACAACAUUUUAUCCAGCGACAAUUAGGCUCGGAUCGAAUACCGACAAAUCUUGAUUUUCCUAGAUUGAAUAAUCUGCUACGAAAUUGUAUCAUUCUUACUAAACAAUCCGAUUGGAAAACAGAAUAUGAAUUUGAUAGUUUCGAUUCUCGGCGUCCUCAUGAAAUUAUCUUCGAUUCAGGUGAAGCAAUGACCGACUACUAUGGACGAUUGAAAAUUCAGCUAACAAAACUCGAUCAUCCUUGCAUACAAGUCUAUCGAAGAAAUUACGAACGCCCAUGCCAUUUACCCUUGGAGCUUCGUAAAAUCAAAGAGUGGACUAUUUACAAUAAACCAUUACAGCGUAAACAUGAACAUGGAACGCAUAUUGUUAUUAUGAUAUCAAAGACACAUUGCAAGAGUGUGAUUAUAAUUCCAACGCAUUUUGUCAAACAAUGCUCGACUUUUACGUCCACCAAGUAUUCGAUCAGGUCCUGA